Messenger RNA from Myxocyprinus asiaticus (Chinese sucker), 1400 nucleotides. RefSeq names its product transmembrane protein 271-like. The record is from RefSeq and is a predicted model, not a curated record. Bases 349 to 1122 code for a protein of 257 amino acids. The transcript has 2 exons. Lineage: Eukaryota; Metazoa; Chordata; Actinopteri; Cypriniformes; Catostomidae.
GCAGCCCCUCGGCCAAGUUCAGAUCUUAGAGGUGGAGUGAGAGAGGGAGAACACUUCCCUCUCCAGCAUCACAAACGGGGUGUGCUUCAUCGCCUAGUGGAGUGGAUGGAUGGAGGGGACAGGGUCAUGAAGGUAACCACAACCUUUGGGUUGGAUUUAGGGGGCUGUUACCGCAGAAGGAGCCUAUCCAUUAUUGAUAAUCCGCGGAAGAGCGAGCCGGAGAUCCUUGAACCGAAGCGCAACCAUCGGCGAGUCAUGUCCUCAACUGACAGCGCUUCCAGAGGAGCCGACGAAGAGGAUAAAGGAGGAUGAAGGAGGCAGGAGGCGAAGAGGCAGAGGAGGAUUAUAAUGAAGUUGAGUGGCAAAGGACUGUGCACCAUCGUCUCCAGCAGUCUGCUUUUCGUGUGCGCCUUGAGCGCCGUGGUCGUGGGAUUCAGAUGUAUUGCGCUGGGCUCCAGGGUGCGAGCGCACUUCCACCUGGGCGCCGCGGCCGGCGCGUUUUACUCGGGGAUCCUGGUGGCUUUCGGGCAGGUCCUGAUGUGGACGGCGCUGAUCUUUUGCCGGGGCAAGCCACAGUGUGGGAAUUUCUUUCUCUUUGGGAUCUUAGUGUUUCUUCUAGGGGUCCUGACGGCGUUCUCGGGCGCGGUGGUGGACGGCGACACGGUGUCGCUGGUGGAGAGGAAGUACGCGCACUAUUGCCUUGACUCCGUGGAUCUAAACCCGGCGUGCGACAGGCUUAAGGUUUACCAGAGGGGUCUGGUGGUUUCCACCAUCCUUAAUACUCUAGAGUGUCUCCUGGGGCUCUUAAACUUGGUGAUUAUUAAGCGCUACCAAACGGAGCGGAUUCACCGGAGACGCCGCGCGCAGAGGCGGAGCGCACAGACGAUUAUCCUCAACGAGGAGCGCGACUUCGCGGUCACUGAGUUCCAGCCGGUGUCCUACAUCAACCUGGGGGUGUUUCACGCUUUGGACGAGACUGACGGGGAGGCCCACGGCAGGGGCCACCCGUCCAUGGAGCUCCCUGGCUAUUCACCCGCGGAUCCGGAGCUUUCUUACCCACUUCGCAACGAGUUGCCACCCGCCUACGAGGACAUAUUUCCCGGAGAUACGUGUCACAAUUAGCGAACGAGCUGUUGAGAAUUGGGGGGAAAGUUGCUGUUUUGCAGUGACAAUCAAGCAUUUCUCACACUGAACUUUCAAUGGCAGUGCAAUGCAGAUUGGGAUGACAGGUUUAUAUUCUCCUGAUCAGCUAGACUAAUGUACUUUUUAUUCAGUGGAGGUUUCAGCGUUUGAAACAAUACUGGCAAUGAACUGUUGUCCCUAUAUGACAAGUUUGGCAUGCACAAUUCCCACUACUUACUAGGUCCUCGUGGUGGUGCAGUUACUCACCUCAAUCUGGG